UCUGACACUAUAAAAACCUGUUUUCGCUUUACAUUCUCGAUCUUUUCAGAAACUCAGAAUUCUACAAGAAUCAUCCCCUCUGUUUUUUCUCUCUAGCCCUAAAAUCAUCAGCCAUGGUGAUGAUUGAUGACUAUGAUUAUGGCUCCAUAGAUUUUGUAUUUACUGUUCACGACAAAGGAGACGAUGAGCAGCAGAAACAGUCGCACCAUCUAUGUUGGCAAUCUUCCUGGAGAUAUUCGUUUGAGAGAAGUAGAAGAUCUGUUUUACAAGUAUGGACCCAUUGUGGACAUUGACUUGAAGAUUCCACCACGGCCACCGGGCUAUGCUUUUGUUGAGUUUGAAGAUGUUCGUGAUGCUGAAGAUGCAAUUUACGGCCGAGACGGGUAUAAGUUUGACGGAUGUCGAUUGCGGGUGGAAUUUGCACAUGGUGGAAGGGGACAUUCCUCUUCCGUGGAUCGUUAUAGUCGUAGUGGGAGUAGUCGUGGUGGUGUUUCUCGACGGACCGACUAUCGUGUUUUGGUUACUGGAUUACCUUCUUCUGCUUCAUGGCAAGACCUGAAGGAUCACAUGCGUCGUGCUGGUGAUGUCUGCUUCUCUGAAGUUUUCCGUGAUCGUGGUGGGAUGGCAGGAAUAGUUGAUUAUACAAACUAUGAUGACAUGAAAUAUGCUAUAAGAAAACUUGAUGAUUCUGAAUUUCGAAAUGCCUUUUCUCGAGCAUAUGUACGGGUGAAGGAAUAUGACUCUAGACGCAGCUACUCCAGGAGCCCAUCUCGAGAUUCUAGACGGAGUGAGUAUUCUAGAAGUCCUAGUCGUAGUCCUUAUAGGGAAAGAGGCUGGAACCGAAGCAGAGGCAGAAUUCGAAGUCGAAGUCUUAUUCGUAGCCGUAGCCAUAGCCGUAGCCAUAGUGGCAGGAGCACUAGCCUAUCUCCAAGGCACAAGCACUCUCGUCGGUCACGAUCAAUUUCUGAACAAUCCCUAUCAAGGUCUAGGUCAAGGUCAUGGUCGAGAUCAAGAUCACGAUCACCCGUUUCAUCUCGUCAUCGUGAAAGUAAACCUCGGAGUCGGAGCAGAUCUCGGUCCAAGUCCAGAAGCAUGUCCAGAUCCCUUUCACCGAAUGUGAGAUCUGAUCGAAGCCGAAGCCGAUCUGUUGAUUCCAGGGACAAAUAUUCAGAAUAGGACAGUGUUGUCGAAUGUUGAUGGCUCUCAGAUGGAACAGUAAAAGCGUAGGAAAAAAAGUAGGCUAUGGUAUAAUUUGGAGGGCUGGCUUUUACUGUAUAAUGUGUUACGGGUGACUUGUAUUAACCCAACCCAUGUUUCACUGUAUUGUAUGUUGACACAUAACUUCGGUUGUUUCACUCGAACUUUUUCUGUUCUCUUUUGAAUGAAUUUGAUAAUUAAUUGUCAUAA
Messenger RNA from Benincasa hispida (wax gourd), 1407 nucleotides. RefSeq names its product serine/arginine-rich splicing factor SR30-like. Gene Ontology annotation, cellular component: cytoplasm; nucleus. Lineage: Eukaryota; Viridiplantae; Streptophyta; Magnoliopsida; Cucurbitales; Cucurbitaceae. Gene Ontology annotation, molecular function: mRNA binding. The record is from RefSeq and is a predicted model, not a curated record.